This is a messenger RNA of Ectocarpus siliculosus, 843 nucleotides long. NCBI's taxonomy places the organism in Eukaryota, Phaeophyceae, Ectocarpales, Ectocarpaceae. The record is from the annotation of a GenBank genome assembly.
AUGCACGCACCGCAAGAUUCCGAGCAUGUCGCAGCAGAACAGGAAGAUGUCCUGGUGGCGGCCCUGCGAUCUCUCGACAGCAACAUGAAACGGCCAUCUCCGUACUUCGACGACCUCGAUGCUAUCGCAGCCGGCAAAUCUGGACGCGGCAGCGAGCAGGAGGAGGGGGAGGACGAGGGAGCCAUCCCUGCGAAAGCACUGCUUAUGUUUCGAGGCGUUGUCAAGAUGGUCGCCGUAGCACGUGACAGUACUGAGCCGUUUACAUUCGAGGGUGUGGACUACAGCGCGGCGGACCUUUACGACGCCAUGGACAAGGAAGACGAAGAGGAACUUGGGGAUUUCGGGGAUUCUGCCGGCGGGAGUGCUCCCACUGGUAGUUCAUCGACGGGUGGUGCAGUCGGAUCGGACGGGGGUGGUUCCGCCGGAGGGAGUGGCAGCAACACGGAGCGCAAGGGCCCACACUGCAUGAUGCGGCUCGUUGGGAUCCUGUGCGAAGACUUUAUCCGCCCACUUCUCAUCGAUAGCCGCUUCCAGGCGACCCGGCAGGAGCUGGACACCUCAACAGUCGGGCCGCGGAACGAUUUGUGGACAGAGGUCACCGACCGCUUCCGAGACCCUGACCACAAGGUGAGAAAAAUCGUGGACGACGAACAAGUGAAUCACGUCGACCCGAACAUCAUCCAGCAACCAAACAUCUCGUCGGAAAAGCUUACCAAGAUGUGGGCUGUGGGAAAGGGGAGGUGGAACCCGUCUUAUGCCAACUGGAAGGGUGAAUCCGGCAACAACCAGCCAUGGCUUGCAUUUUGCCAAGGUAAGGGGUGGGUGAGGUGGGGCUGGGUAUAA